AACGUAAAUCUAGCCUCACAACAUGUGAAAUGUCUUGAAUAUAAAAACCCGGAGAGCCCUCAAACCUCACCGUCUUAACGGCGCUACCACAAAGUCAACGCGAGUUAAAAUGGAAGACGACGAUGAAAUAAACCCUUUCUCAAACCUCUUAACCGAUGAAGAUAACAAACCAAACGCAUUCUCUACCGUACAAGACGAUUCACCGAAGCAUGAGUUGCUUCAGAAGCAUUUCCUCCCUUCGAUUCAAUCAACGGUUACCAUUCGCCUCCUCCCUUCAGAAGGCCUUUCCUUCCAGCUCUGGCCCGCCGCCACCUCUCUCGUCUCCCUCCUCGACAGCCACCGCAUUAAUCCCACCAACAGCCCUCUCUCCACCGUCUUCACUACACGCAACGCCAACGUCCCUCUGAGGAUUCUCGAACUCGGCUCCGGCACCGGGAUAGUCGGUAUAGUCGCCGCCGCUACUCUCGGAAGCAACGUAACCCUAACGGACCUCCCUCACGUAGUUCCCAAUCUCAAGUUCAACGCGGAAGCGAACGCGGGUGUUGUGGGGUCCAGCGGUGGGAAUGUUACGUUUGCGCCGUUGAGGUGGGGCCAUGCUGAUGACGUGGAGAUGAUUGGGAGAGAGUUUGAUGUUAUCGUAGCUUCGGAUGUAGUGUAUCAUGAUCACCUCUAUGAGCCGUUGAUUGAAACGCUGCGUUUGUUGUUGGUUGGGAAGAAGAUUGUGUUUGUGAUGGCUCAUAUGAAGAGGUGGAAAAAGGAGUGUGUGUUCUUCAAGAAAGCGAGGAAACAUUUUUCCAUUGAUGUUUUGCAUGUUGAUACUCCUUGUAAUGGUUCUAGAGUUGGUGUUGUUGUUUAUCGUUUUGUUGGAAAGGGUUAAUUGACUAGCACGGUUUAAAGUUA
Messenger RNA from Lathyrus oleraceus (garden pea), 900 nucleotides. RefSeq lists its product as uncharacterized. The record is from RefSeq and is a predicted model, not a curated record. The transcript has a single exon. NCBI's taxonomy places the organism in Eukaryota, Viridiplantae, Streptophyta, Magnoliopsida, Fabales, Fabaceae. The coding region runs from base 110 to 877 and encodes 255 amino acids.